This is a messenger RNA of Trichosurus vulpecula (common brushtail), 4842 nucleotides long. Its product is annotated as zinc finger protein OZF-like. Bases 504 to 2510 code for a protein of 668 amino acids. Lineage: Eukaryota; Metazoa; Chordata; Mammalia; Diprotodontia; Phalangeridae. The record is from RefSeq and is a predicted model, not a curated record. Gene Ontology annotation, biological process: regulation of transcription by RNA polymerase II. The transcript is spliced from 7 exons. Gene Ontology annotation, molecular function: RNA polymerase II cis-regulatory region sequence-specific DNA binding; DNA-binding transcription factor activity.
UGCUGGGCCAGGCCUGUGGAUUGUCUGCAGUGAGCGGGGGCGGGGGAGCCGUGAGGGGCAGCGGUUAAGCAGAUCAAAAGAACCUGUGCUGUUGGCAGCUUUCUGGAUGCUGGCUGUGGGUGGAGCUUACACCCUGACAGAAGCUGCUAGCUGGAUUGUGGAAACAAGAGGGUUAAACUGAGAGCUGAAAUCACUCUGCCUUCCCUUGGAGCUGAGAUCAUUGUUCCCACCAGAAGCCAGCUCUGUGCCUGCAGCUCCCAGGACCCAGGUAUCCUAUCUCCUUGCCCACAGGAUCUACCUAGGACCAAGGCACCAAAGCCCCUGCCUGGCAUCCCUCACCUGGACUCCUGUGGGACCUCACCCUCUGUAAAUCCCUGUAGGCCAGCCUCCUGCCCAGGAAGAGAAAGGAACGACCUCUGCCCCCCUGGGAUCCUUCAGCCUCCCCAGCUCAGCCUGCAGAGGACCAAGGCCUGGCCCAGGCAGGGAGCCUGGAGCCAGAGGGAAUGGCCCCUGGGAGCUGCAGACCCCCAGCCCAGGAGUUGGUGACAUUCCAGGAUGUGGCUGUGGACUUCACCCCAGAGGAGUGGGGCAUCUUGGACCCUUCUCAGAAAGAGCUGUACAAGGAGGUCAUGGUGGAGAAUGCCCAGAACCUGCUGUCCCUGGGAAUUCCAGCUUCCAGAAAAGUUUUGAUCUCCCAUUUUGCACGACGGGAAGCACCAUGGACGCUGGAGCAAGAAGACCCCAGAAUCUCCUAUUCAGAUGGAGAGACCAGGCUUGAAAUCAGGAAGAUUGCUUCAGAGCUGAGCAUUUCCAUGAAAGAAUCACAACAGGCAAGAUUCAUGAGUGAUGGCCACUGUGGCUUCCAUUUGACAGAUAUCUGUAAGUCUAAUACCAAGAUCAAGAAGAAACAAAAGAAUCACUGUGAAUUUGAUAAACCUGGAAAGAAUUUCAGACAAAGUUCAGUCCUAAUUCACUGUAAGAAAAAGACCUUAGAGAAUGGUUGUUCACAAGGUCAUAAAUAUACAGAAAGCUUUACUGGACAAGUAGGGCUUGUUGCGUCUCAUAGGAAGCCUCUAGAAGUGCAAACCCAUCAAUGUAAUGAAUGUGAGAUGACCUUCAGCUUGAAUUCAGAGCUCAUUAGACAUCAGAAAAGUCAUUGCAGAGAAAUGCUUUACACAUGUAAUGAAGGUAAGAAGGCCUUCACUCAUAAUUCAAAGCUCAUUGACCAUCAGAAAAUUCAAAGUGGAAAUAAACAUUAUGGAUGUAGUGAAUGUGGAAAAUCCUUUAAGCAAUGGUUAUCACUUAUUCACCAUCAAAAAUUUCAUACUAGUGAAAAGCUACAUAAACGUAUGCACUGUGGACAGGCCUUCAGGCAACAUUCAUCACUUACUUCCCAUCAGAGAAUUCAUACUAGAAAGAAAUCUCAUGACUGUCAUGAAUGUGGUAAAAUUUUCAGUGAAAACUCCUCUUGUAUUGUACACCAGAGAAGCCAUACUGGAGAGAAACCUUAUCCUUGUAAUCAGUGUGGAAAGACUUUCAGACAGAGGUCCAGUCUUGCUGAACAUCAAAGAAUUCACACUAGAGAGAAACCUUACAAAUGUAAUCAGUGUGGAAAGACUUACAGCUACAACUCCAGUCUUGCUAAACAUCAGAAAAUCCAUAAUGGAGAGAAACCUUAUGAAUGUCAUCAGUGUGGAAAGACUUUCAGAUAUCGUUCUGGUCUUGCUGAACAUCAGAGAAUCCACACUGGAGAGAAACCUUACAAAUGUAAUCAGUGUGGAUUCUCUUUCAGAUGCAAGUCUAAACUUGAUCAACAUCAGAGAAUCCACACUGGGGAGAAACCUUAUGAAUGUAAUCAAUGUGGAAAGACUUUCACACAGAGUUCUAGUCUUGCUGAACAUAAGAGAAUUCACACUGGAGAGAAACCUUACAAGUGUGAUCAGUGUGGGAAAACUUUCACAAACACAUCCAAUCUUGUUGAACAUCAGAGGAUCCACACUGGAGAGAAACCUUAUGAAUGUAAUCAAUGUGGAAAAAGUUUCAGAAGGAGCCCCAGUCUUGUUGAACAUCAGAGAAUCCACACUGGAGAAAAACCUUAUAAAUGUAGUCAGUGUGGAAAGACUUUCAGACACCGAGUUAGUCUUGCUAAUCAUCGGAGAAUCCACAGUGGAGAGAAACCUUAUGGAUGUAAUCAAUGUGGAAAGACUUUCACCUGCCUUUCUGGUCUUGCUGAACAUCAGAGAAUCCACACUGGAGAGAAACCUUAUGAAUGUAAUCAGUGUGGAAAGACUUUCAGAUACAGUUCUUCUCUUACUCAACAUCAGAGAAUUCACACUGGAGAAAAACCAUAUGAAUGUAAUCAAUGUGGAAAGGCUUUCAGAGUCAACUCCAAACUUGUUAUCCAUCAAAGAAUCCACACUGGAGAGAAACCUCAUGAAUGUAAUCAGUGUGGUAAAAGCUUCCGACAGCUGUCAUCCCUUAUUUCCCAUAGAAGAAUUCAUAAUCGAUAGAAAUCUUAUUACUGUCAUGAAAGGAAAAGCAUUCAAAUGGCAUGUAAAGCUUGUUGGACAUCAGAAAAUUCAUUCUGGCCCCAAAGUCAAUUUGGACUCAAUGUGGGAAAACUUUUAGUCAGAGAUCAUCUUACUUUAUAUCAGAGGAUUCAUAGUGGAGCUAAACCUUAGGCAUAAGCUGAAUGGGCACAUGCCUUUUAAUGGAAGAUGGAGGUGCCUAGACAUCAGAACAUUCACACUAGAAAGAAGGGUCAUAAAAGCAAUGAUCUGUGGGAAAGCCUUGAAGAGGAGCUUGAACUUGACUAUACAUUGGAGGAAUUAUGCUGGAGACCUUUUGCUUCAGCACACUCUUAGACAUCCCACAUUUCAUGCUGUGCAUAAACCCCUUUACAUGUAAUGAUUUUUCUCUCUGAAAUACUAUUGUUUUUCAGUUCUCAAUAGUAUUCCAUAACAUUCAUAUCCCAUAACCCUGUCAGCCAUUCCUCAGUUGAUUAAUACUCACCUGUUUCCUGUUUUUUAUUGCCACAAAAAAAUUCUAGUAUAAAUAUUUUGGCAACCAUUAGACAUUUAUUUAUGUAAUGAUUUCUUUAGUAUGUGGCACAAUGGAGAGAGUGCUGCCUCUAGAAUCAAAAGACCUCAGUUCAAAUUCAGUCUCUGACACUUCCUAGCUGUGUGACUAUGGGCAAAUCAUUUAACCUAUUACUGCCUCAGAUUUCCCCAUCUGUUGUAGGAUGUGUAUACUAAUAAUACCUUUCUCUCAGUGUUGAUGUGAGGAUCAAAUCUGAUAACGUCUUUAAAUUGCUUUGCAAGCAUUAAAUCACUAUUUAAGGGCUAGCUAUUCUUAUCAUUCCUUGGGUCAUAUGUCUCAUAGUAGAACCUUUGGCUAAAAGGUAUGAACAAUUUAGUCUCUUUAUAAUUGAAAUUGCUAUUCAAAACAGUGUGGAGUAAGGCAGUAUGUUGUAAUUAUAGGGCACUGAGUUUAGAAUCAGGGAGAUUUGGGUUCAAAUCCUGCCUCAGAUGCUCUCUUGUUGUGUGGCUCUAGGCAAAGAACAACUUCUAUUUACCUUUAUUUACUCAUCUCUAAUGUACUCAUUUCUAAAAUGAAGAGAUUGGUCCCAGUGACUACAAGCAAGACCUCCAAGAAAAAUCCAAAUUGGACACAAAGCCCAAUAAGAAUUCCUGGAAGAGCUCAACAAAGAAAUAACAAAAAGCAAAAUAUUUUAAAGUUCCAAUAAGAAUGUUAGACAAAAUUUGGAUAAAGAGAAAAAUGCAGUGCUUGAAAAUUAUGAUAGAAGAAAAACACCUUAGUAAAAGGCAUAAAAAAUACUGGGGGAAAAUCCUUAAAAAUCAGAAUUUCCCAAGUGGCAAAGGAGGUUCAAAACUCGACUAAGGAAAAUAACCACUUCGAUAUUAGAAUUUGUUAGGUGGAAGGUAAUGACUCCGUGAAUAAUCUAGAAACAGUAGUACAAAAUAAAAAUUAAAAAGAAGAAAACAUGAAAUAUCUUGUAGGAAAAACCACUGGCCUGGAAAAGAGAUCAAGGAGAGGUCAAGAAUUAUUGUACUACCUAAAAGCCAUGAUAAAAAACAAAAAAGCAUAGACAUGAUAUCUCAAGAGAAUAUGUAGGAAAUCUGCUCUGAUAUCUUAUAACUAGAGGGCCAAAUAAAAUUUCAAAGAACCCACUGGUGACCUCCUGAAAGAAAUCCCAAAAUGAAAACUCCCAGGAAUAUUUUAAACAAAAUCCAGAAUUUGUAGGUCAAGAAGAAAGUCCUGCAAGUAGCCAGAAAAAAAAGAAUUCAAAUACAAUGCAGCCACAAUCAGGAUCACCAAGAUUUAGCAGACACCACUUUUAAGGACUGGAGAAUUUGGAAUAUGCUAUUCCAGAAGGCAAAGGAGGUAGGAUUAAAAUUUAAGAAUGAUCAAUUCGGCAAAACAGUAUAAUUGUAUGGGUGAAAAAUAGAUAUUUAAUAAAACUGAAGAAUUUUAAGCACUCUUAAAGAGUUUAGAGCUGAAUAGGAAAUUUGACAUUCAAACAAAAUUCAAGAGAAGCAAAGAAAAGGUAAACAUGAGUAAGACAUCAUAAGGGACUUUAAAAGGUUAAACUGUUUACAUUCUUGUAUGGGGUUAUGUAAAAACUAACUAAAAAAAGAACCUAAAACACAACAUCACAGCAGGGAGCCAAGCCAUUGCAAAACCCUUCCUGCUAUCUGCUGGGGCCUUGCCACCAAGAAACACUCAAAGCACAACUAGCACAGGUCUGUUCUCUCCCUCAGUUCUAACUACUCUGAGCAUUUCCUGCUCCACACUUUCCUUUUCCUCUUGUUCAGUAAGCUC